This is a messenger RNA of Haemorhous mexicanus (house finch), 948 nucleotides long. RefSeq names its product goosecoid homeobox (gene GSC). The transcript has 3 exons. Gene Ontology annotation, molecular function: RNA polymerase II cis-regulatory region sequence-specific DNA binding; DNA-binding transcription factor activity, RNA polymerase II-specific. Gene Ontology annotation, cellular component: nucleus. NCBI's taxonomy places the organism in Eukaryota, Metazoa, Chordata, Aves, Passeriformes, Fringillidae. The record is from RefSeq and is a predicted model, not a curated record. Gene Ontology annotation, biological process: regulation of transcription by RNA polymerase II. The coding region runs from base 32 to 775 and encodes 247 amino acids.
CCCCGCCGCCCUGCCCCGCACGGUUUGGGGCAUGCCUGUGAGCAUGUUCAGCAUCGACAAUAUCCUGGCGGCCAGACCUCGCUGCAAGGACUCGGUGCUGCUGCCCCCGAGCGCCGCGCCCGUCGUCUUCCCCAGCCUCCACGGGGACUCGCUCUACGGCAGCGCCUCCGACUACGGCGGAUUUUACUCCCGGGCGGUGGCUCCCGCCUCCGCGCUGCCGCCGGCCGUCACUGGAUCUCGGCUCGGCUACAACAACUACUACUACGGGCAGCUGCAUGUGCCGGCGUCCCCCGUGGGCCCUUCGUGCUGCGGCGCCGUGCCGCCUCUGGGCGCUCAGCAGUGCUCCUGCGUCCCCCCCACAGGUUACGAGGGCACUGGGUCAGUCCUGAUGUCCCCUGUUCCCCAUCAGAUGUUGCCCUACAUGAACGUGGGCACUUUGUCCCGGACGGAGCUGCAGUUACUGAACCAGCUGCACUGCAGGCGAAAAAGGCGGCACCGGACUAUCUUCACUGACGAGCAGCUGGAAGCGCUGGAAAACCUCUUCCAGGAAACGAAAUACCCAGACGUGGGCACGAGGGAACAGCUGGCCAGAAGGGUGCACUUAAGAGAGGAAAAAGUGGAGGUUUGGUUCAAAAACCGCCGGGCGAAGUGGAGGAGGCAAAAGCGAUCGUCUUCGGAGGAAUCAGAAAACGCACAAAAGUGGAAUAAAGCGUCUAAAACGUCACCGGAGAAGAGACAAGAGGACGGGAAAAGUGACUUGGACUCUGACAGCUGAUACUUCUAAGCGGGGGGGACAUUUCCCGUGGACUGUCGGAUACGCUCCAGAGGAUGCUACUAAUCUUGCACAAGAUCUGCCUUGUUGGAGGGGGAACAUAUCUGUAUAUAAUGUACAAUGCCCCGAGCUAAUUCCGUGUAAAUAAAAUGUGUUGCGGAGGUGUUGCACAGGUA